AGUUGAUCAGACUGGAAGCCUGCAACAGGAUUCCCACCAACCAGAUGAUGAACUACAAAGAGUCAUCAAAAACAAGCACAAAACCAGCAUGAAAAUCAGAUAUGAGAGAUUAUUUGAGGGACUGAAACUCCAGAAGAAUAAAGCCCUCCUGAACAGGAUCUACACACAGCUUUACAUCAUAGAGGGAGAGAGUGAAGGAGUAAAUGAAGAACAUGAGGUUUUACAGAUGGAGAAAACACCCAGAAGACAACACUCACAAGACACUCCAAUCAACUGCAAUGAUAUCUUCAAAGCCUCACCUGAACCAGGAUGUGACAAGAAAGAUCAAAUCAAGGCUGUUCUUACUAAAGGCAUCGCCGGAAUUGGAAAAACCGUCUCUGUGCAGAAGUUCAUUCUGGACUGGGCUGAGGGAAAAGCCAAUCAAGAUGUAGAUUUCAUGUUUAUGCUUCCAUUUCGAGAGCUGAACUUAAUUCAAGAUCAGUCCAGUCUUCACAGACUUCUGCUGGAUUUUCAUCCUGAACUUCAAGAUCUGGACCCAAAGAUUUAUGAGGAGUGUAAAGUUGUGUUCAUCUUUGAUGGUCUGGAUGAAAGCAGAAUCCCACUGAUGUUUUCAGAUAAUCAGAAGGUAUCUGAUGUGACUGAGAUUUCAUCAGUGGGUAUGCUGAUGUCAAAUCUCUUGAAAGGAGAGCUGCUUCCUUCUGCUUUUAUCUGGAUCACUGCCAGACCAGCGGUAGCCAAUCAGAUCCCCCCCAAAUACAUUAACCGCCUGACAGAAAUUCAGGGGUUCAAUGAGUAUCAGAAGGAAGAAUAUUUCAGGAAGAGAAUCCGUGACCAGCAUCAAGCCAGCAGAAUCAUCUCAUACAUCAGAAGAGCAAGAAGCCUCCACAUCAUGUGCCACAUCCCCAUCUUUUGCUGGAUGUCAUCCACUGUGCUUCAGGAGCUGCUUAAAAAAGAUCUGAGUGCAGAAAUCCCUCAAACUCUGACUGAAAUGUACAUCCACUUCCUGCUGAAUCAGAUCAACAUGAGGAAUCGGAAGUAUCAAGAGGGAGAUCCAGAGAAACUCCUGCAGUCCAACAAAGAAAUGAUUGUGAAACUUGCUGAAGUGGCUUUCAAACAGCUGAUGAAGGGAAAUGUGAUGUUCUAUGAACAGGACCUGAUUGAGAGUGGCAUAGACGUCACUGAUGCCUCUGUGUAUUCUGGGAUUUGCACUGAGAUCUUUAAGGAGGAAUCUGUGAUUCAUCAGAGGAAAGUCUACAGCUUCAUUCAUCUGAGUGUUCAAGAGUUUCUUGCUGCUUUCUAUGUGUUUUACUACCAGGUGUCGACUACCAUGAAGGCAAUAAUUUUUUUUGCGCUACAUCAUUUGCUUAAAGGAGCAGUAGAUAAAGCUCUUGAGAGUAAAACUGGUCAUCUGGAUCUUUUCCUGCGAUUUCUGCUGGGCAUCUCACUGGAGUCCAAUCAGAGACUCUUACAGGAUAUCCUGACCCACACAGUGGACACCUCACAAACUAUUAGAGAAACAACACAGUACAUUAAAGAUAAAAUUAAACAGGAUCAUCUCUCUACUGAAAGAUGCAUCAAUCUGUUUCUGUGUCUUCUUGAAGUGAAUGAUCAGACACUGUACACAGAGAUUGAGGAGUUUGUGAGAUCAAACAAACCCUCAGAGAAGAAACUCUCUGCUGCUCACUGUUCAGCAAUAGCCUUCAUGCUUCAGUUGUCCGAGAAGGUGAUGGAUGAGAUUGAUCUGAAGAAAUACAACACAACACAGGAGGGUAGAAGAAGACUCAUACCAGCUGUCAACAACUGUAGAAAGGCUCUUCUUUCUGGUUGUAAUCUCAGUGGUGAAUCCUGUAAAGUCAUCGCUUCAUGUCUAGAAUCCUCAAACUCUCUGAGAGAGCUUGAUGUGAGUAACAAUGAUCUGCAGGAUUUAGGGGUGAAGCUGAUCUCUGAUGCUCUCAAGAACCCAAACUGUCAACUACAAAUACUGAGGUUAUCAGGUUGUAUGGUGACAGAUAAAGGAUGUGGUUAUUUGGCUUCAGCUCUGAGUUCAAACCCAUCACACCUGAGAGAGCUGGACCUGAGCUACAAUCAUCCAGAACACUCAGCACUUCAGCUGCGCUCUUAUCAAAAUGAUCCAGACUAUGCACUGAAGAUACUCAAUAUCGACCAUGGAGGACAUUACAGGAUCACACCAGGACUACGAAAAUGGUUCUGUGAUCUCACACUGGAUCCAAACACAGCAAACGGUCUUCUUAUUCUAUCUGAGGAGAACAGGAAGAUCACAUGUGUGGUAGAACAGCAGUCAUACCAGGAUCAUCCAGACAGAUUUAACGACUGUGAACAGGUUUUGUGUAAAGAGAGUCUGACUGGACACUGCUACUGGGAGGUCAACUGGAAUGGAUAUGCUUACAUAUCUGUGUCAUAUAAAGGAAUCAGCAGGAAAGGAGGAGGAGAUGACUGUAGAUUUGGAUGGAAUGAAAAGUCCUGGAGUCUCUUCUGUACUGUUGAUAGGUUCAGUGCAUGGCACAAUAACAGAAAUAUGAACAUGCCUGUUCCUUCACCCCCCUCUUCAAAAAUAGGAGUAUAUCUGGACUGGAUGGCCGGCACGCUGUCCUUCUACAGUGUCUCUGACACACACACACUCACACAUAUACACACAUUCAACACCACAUUCAAAGAGCCUCUCUAUGCCGGAUUUAACGUGUAUUCCUCAUCGUCCACAUUGUCUCUAUGUGGCGUUGACCAGCCUCCUGUGAAAAACACCUGAGACAUACACACACACAUUUUCAUACUCGUUCUGAAACGUGAAACAUGUUUUCCAGUAUUAAUGACAGUUACAGAAACUCUUUUAUAGUAAUAUAAAAGUACAGGAAAAAAAAUGAUGGGCGCAGAAUAUUGUUGCUUUUCACUCAACCAAUCAAUCCCCAUGCUAAUGGAGAAUAAUCAUUGAACAAAUCUAGUAAAUUGUUUUAGGUUGCCUUACUGAUUGAUGUGAGAGUUACAUGUGUGCUAUUAAGAAAGCAUUUAGUAUUUGGCAGAGGUGGGACCAAGUCAUUGUUUUGCAAGUCACAAGUAAGCCUCGAGUCAAAUCCCGAGUCAAGACAGACAAGUCCCAAGUUAAGUCCCGAGUCAAGACGGGCAGGUCCAAGUCGAGUUGCAAGUCCUCAAGUUUAAGCUUCAAGUCCUAAACAAGUCAUUAGUACUGUUUGCCAAAAUUAGUGUCUCUGUAUUAAUUACUACAGUAAAUUUAAAGUCAAUAAUAGUCUAUAGUAAGUAUAAUUAUAAAGAUGUAAUAAUUGUGUUUAAUGUAUGUAAUAAAAGUGUUUAGUUGAGGAAUUAUUCAUUGUUUGUGAACAAAUAUAGGCGUAAUUGAAUUUGUUGUAAGUCCACUGUUUCAUUUGUUAAUGAUUCAGUGAUUUUAAAGAAUCAGUUGAGUCGAAUAUUUAAUAACUUGCUAAUACGUAAUACAGAUGUUAUCACCACCUACUGGAAUAGACAUAGAUUUACUGAGAUAAUUGUUGGGUAUUAUUUAAAGUAUUUACAAAACAUGUAUAGUACUUGAUACGUUGGUACAGAACGUUAAUUACUGGGCAAAGAGAUUCAUAAAAUGAAGCGGAAAAGUAAAUAUAUAACAAAUACAUACAUAUAACAAUAGUUGUAAUGUAUACAAAAGUUAAAUAAAAAUAAGAAACCAUCAGUGAAUGGGUUUAGAAGAUGGAUUGGAUGAGUUUUCUUAUAGCUCUAUAUUAUUUUAAGUUCUUAUAGACUAUUCCUUCAACAAAUCCUAUUGAUAACUGUUACAUGUGUCUGUGACAUUUUAUAUUCUAAGUCCAAAGGUGGCGUUGGGGGGGAUUCCCAUUCCUCCAGAGUUGUGUGACGUCAUCGAGAAUUCCGGAUAAAUAGGCUGCUUCCUAUUGAUCUCGCGGGCGCCUCUUUCAUCGCCCCUUGGGGAUUAUUUUGUUUUUCUACGCUUGGGUUUAGUUUGUAACUUUGUAUUUUGGAUAUGUGAUAUUCUUUGUUGUUUAAUCAGUAGCGUGCACAUUUUGUUUAGUUAGAAAAAGCUGAGCGAGGGAAGCAGUGGUCUGGAAGACUACCCUCCGAGAACAGGUGUAGUCUGGCGUUCUGCUUUCUUAGCUUUCCUACUUGUGGAUUAAUAUUAUUUCUUUGUUCUUGUUCAUUAGAUUUUGUUUAUUCCUUUGUGAAUUAUCAUUCUUGGUUUUUUGUUUUUGUUUUUUUGGAUGUUUGAGUUGAAUUCCGUUAUUGGAAUAAAUGGAGGCGUCUUGAAAUUCACAUCAGACGUGGUGAUGACUCUUUUAUAUGUUUGGCCUGUAUUCUUUAUUUAAUUGUUUGAUUUAACAAGCUUUAAAAUGGUUAUAGGCCGUAACAAUAACAAAUUAUUGAAAUUUCAUGCUGUCACGGAGAUGAGCGCAAUUAUAGUUAUAAUCAUGGCGAGGCGCUGUCUUUGUUAUUCUACAUUCAAACUGAACUGUUCAUAUUUUAAUAAUUCUAGGGGUUGAGUUAAUUAUGUUGAGUUAUGAUUUAUAUGUCUUUUGGCACAAGCCUAAACUUAAGGUCGCCGUGAUUUUGCCAAGUAAGACAUAUUCCUGGAUCAACAUCUUUUGUUGAUCCUGGUUCAACAUUACAGUAAAAAAAUAUAGACUUAACCCAAUCCCUACGCCUACACCUAAUUCUAACCAUAAUUUAUUCCUAAUAUCAGAGGGAUAUGAUAGCUGAUUAGCAAGGGUGUAGAAGAAUCUGACUCUGCCUAAGCCUAAAACUGACAUUUCAUGAAAAGUUAUUCCUCAGUUCUGAUUGGUUGAUUGAAAUGUUCCAGAUCAACAAGGAUGUUGAUCCAGGAACAUGUUGUA
Messenger RNA from Labeo rohita (rohu), 4865 nucleotides. RefSeq names its product NLR family CARD domain-containing protein 3. The record is from RefSeq and is a predicted model, not a curated record. Gene Ontology annotation, molecular function: protein binding. The annotation marks the transcript as partial. The transcript has 5 exons. NCBI's taxonomy places the organism in Eukaryota, Metazoa, Chordata, Actinopteri, Cypriniformes, Cyprinidae.